This is a messenger RNA of Oncorhynchus masou masou (cherry salmon), 2075 nucleotides long. Its product is annotated as specifically androgen-regulated gene protein-like. Bases 157 to 1647 code for a protein of 496 amino acids. The transcript is spliced from 4 exons. The record is from RefSeq and is a predicted model, not a curated record. Lineage: Eukaryota; Metazoa; Chordata; Actinopteri; Salmoniformes; Salmonidae.
CGCGGACGGAACAGGCAACAGGUCAGAUGGACUAGACCUGCGCGAUUAACGGAAUGUGGUGUUACUAGCUCAAACCUGUAAAAUUACAGGGAAAGAAUGGUUCUCCACUACCAACUUCUUUUAUAACCUUGGACUUGAGAAACCUUAAUCUUUACAAUGCCAAAGAGUGACACAUGGCCCGGUGGCGUCACCAUAGGGACGAUCACUGGCAUGGACAAUGCGGGCAGCUGUGACAGUGUUUUCAGUAUGAACUCUGGAUUUAGUGACAAUAGCCUCAAGCACUUAUCUGCUGAGGAGAGGGCAUGUCUCAUGUUCUUGGAGGAGACCAUAGAGUCCCUAGAGACUGAGGAGGACAAUGGACUGUCCAAUGAUGAGCCUGACUGCCUGCCCACCACCGGCAACGUGGCCACCAAGAUGGCCCACCUCUCUGCCUCCAUGGGCCAAAACAAGCUCAACAAUGUAUCAAAAUAUCCCAGUGAUGAGUAUGGUUACAUGGUUCCUACUCCGUUCAUCCUGGCCAACAGCACCUCCUGCAUCCUGUCCAAGCCCAGGCCAGGAAUACCCCCAAAUAAUGAGAACUCUCACCCAAAGCCCCAGGUCAUUGCCUUGGACAACAUGACAUCUCAGAGCCAUCACCCUUGUGUACCCCCUGAGGUCAAUGUUGUGGUGAUACCCCCUCCAUCAAAGCCCAAAGACUACCCUUGUCAGAGACCACCCCCUUCACCCAGGGGCCCUCUGUCCUAUGAGGCCCUAGUGCAGCUGAGGAAGAGUGCGUCCAUGAAGAGAACCCUUCAAAGUGCUACAGCUGAGACCAGAGACUGGAACAGGCAGCCCUCUUCAUCAGCCGUUCCCAUUGACCUGCACCAUGGGAGCACACCCAGAGACCCCUCAGUCACCCCAGCCCAGGUCACACUCCCCCAAGAGCCCAGCAAGCAGAAUGACAGUCCUCCAUUAGUGUUCCCAAAACCCCCCAAAAUACCCUCCCACAUUGCCCUGAAUACCCGAAAGGUUACAGCCAACCCCACCACAGACUCCAGUGCCCCUUCCCUUAGCUCAUCACCCACUGAUAUGCAUUUGUCGGACUCCCAAAAGGUGAGAAAUGAGGCCCUGCAGAAGCUGGGGCUCCUGAGAGACAAUAAUGAGUCCCAACCUAAGUCUGUUACGCCACUGUGCUCCUCCAAAUUUCACUCCACCUGUGACCCAACUUCAGCCAGUGUGGGAGUUAAAGCUCAACCCCACGGUAACUCAACAAGAAGUCAGCCCUCAUCCACCUCCCAAGGACCCAGAGAACCUAGCAGCAGGUCUGUACAAAGCAGCAGCUUCCUACAUCGCUCUAGGAGUGAGAAGCAGCCCCCCAUACCGCCCUCACACCUGACCAAACCCAGUGGGGUCAAAGCUGUCACCCUAGAGCGUUCUGGGGUGGGGCUUGGGACCUACGUGGCCGACCACCGGAAACCUCCCCAGGGUGGACGUUGCACCCCACCUGCUCCCAACAAAGCCCCAGAGCAGGAGAAAACAACCCUCGCUGCCCAGCCAGUGUCCACCCACAAGACCCCGCACUGCCCGGGCUUCAGUGUGGUGAUGGUGCCCAGCAUGGGAGAAGACAGACGAGAGGCUCUUAGGAAGCUGGGGCUGCUGAAAGACUAGGCCUGGAGAGAAGGUCGCCGUAUCUCUUCCCAGUGGUUAAAUGGAUACAUAAAAGGGGUAUCAAAUGGAACAGACGUCCAGAACCGUAGGCAGAGAAGCAGCAUAAAGAGGGAAUUGAAUGGAUUUCUGUAAAUAUGUUUUAGCACUGAACGUGCUGGUUUAUCAGGAAAAUACCUUCUUUCUUCCUUUUCUGUCUGUAAAACCUCUUACUGCAGUUUAGUUUUCAUAUCAGUUGUUUAUUAACAUGAUAUUUGCAAAUUGUUUUUAAAGGAUUUUGCUGUUACAGAAUCAAUCACUGCACACUUAUACAGUAGAUCAGAAGAAUGAAUGCAACAGGCUUAUUCAGAGAGGUUGGGUUAAAUGCAGAAUAAACAUUUCAGUUGAAUGCAUUCAGUUGUACAACUGACUGGGUAUCCCCCUUUCCUAUU